Messenger RNA from Xylaria bambusicola, 1173 nucleotides. RefSeq lists its product as uncharacterized. The record is from RefSeq and is a predicted model, not a curated record. The coding region runs from base 1 to 1173 and encodes 390 amino acids. The transcript is spliced from 3 exons. Lineage: Eukaryota; Fungi; Ascomycota; Sordariomycetes; Xylariales; Xylariaceae.
AUGUCGUACUACCCCCCGUCGACCGUUAUUCCCAUCUACUCCGUGUUCAUGGGCGUCGCCGUCGCAUUGACGGCUCUCCGACUAUGGGUGCGACUCUCCUUUGCGCGCGUUGCCUUGGGACCCGAUGAUUACCUGCUGCUCUUCGGCCUCGCAGUCGCGAUAACGUGCAACGGCAUUCAAUAUUAUAAUUCGCUGAAAGGAACUGGCGGCGAGGCCAUUAAGGACCCGAACGAGAGGACCCAGAUGGUCAUCAUCGCACAUCAAAUCGACUGGGCUAUGAUCGUCAUUGAAAAGGCAGGGUUCGGUGCUGUCAAGCUCUCGAUCCUAUUCUUCUACCGUCGCAUCUUCGGCGUAUGGCAGAGCUUCCGCCGAGUUAACAACGCAUUGAUAUGGAUCGUAUUCAUCUGGGCCGUCGUGUUCACGAUCGCCGACGUGCUGAUUUGUGGUUCCCAUCCCGAGCUCAUAUGGGGCUUCGAUCAGACGAUUGCAUUGCACCGAUGCGGAAACCGAGGCGCGCUGUUACUGGCUUUCUCAGUCACCAGUGUCGCGACGGAUUUGCCAUUAUUGGGACUGCCGUUUUUCUAUAUUAGCCGGUUACAGAUGGCGUCGAACAAGAAGUGGGCUACGAGUUUCGUUUUCUUCCUCGGCAGUGUAUCCACAGGAGCCAGCGUCCUUCGUCUAAUCUUCCUAAUCGUCUCCUAUCCAGUCGGACGUCUCAACUUUGCGUACACACCACCACCAGAUAACCAGACACCCCUCGUUCUCAAGGUAUUCAACCCAACAUUUUGGGCGGUAACGGAGCUCUGGCUCGGCGUAUGGGCCGCUAAUCUCCCUCCCUGCUCGCCUCUCCUACGCGCCAUGGAUUUCCAUCCAUACCAGCGGCUAAGCAACGUGUAUCGACGGAUCUGGUCACGGGGGUCGUCCACGGAUGCCUCAAGGGAAGUUAAGACGCCAUUCUCAGGUGAGACGUUUGGUUCUAGCGGCAAAAAGAAACCCAUCGAUGAUCUCUCGACUCAGGACUCGAUGCCAUUGGUGCCCGUAUCAGGACAGAGGACUCGUGGGAUGAGCGUGACGUCGGAAUAUCCGCCUUCGCUGGCCCCGAUAGAUGUCACUGGCACCGGCCACCUUUCAGUGCUGAUACCCUCUUCAGAGCCUCCGUCUUUACCCCGGUGA